AGGCCGAGUCAGAAGUAAGAAAAUUGAGAGAACAACUCUCAAAAUUGAACCAAGCUAACACCACACAACCUCAACACAACUCAAGCAAUGACAAUGAUGACACAAUAGCUCAACUACAAGAGGAAAUAUCUCAGCUAAAAGAUGCCUUGAAACAGUCCAUGCAAAAACAGACAUCUAACCAAUCCACUGGUCUACCUAACCACUUCCUUGAGCCUACACCUCGUAGUGACCAUACCAGCAUUGGUGGCUCACAAAGGGGACCUCUGAGUGGCAUAGGAGGCUCACAGUGGGGUGCUUUGAGUGAUGAUUCAGAUGUUAUUGAAGAGAAGGCCAUUUAUGAGCAACUGCAGAAUGAGUUAGAAGAUCUGAAAAAUAGACUUGAAGAGAAGGAUAGAUUGGCAUCAAAACAGG
Messenger RNA from Owenia fusiformis, 411 nucleotides. The record is from the annotation of a GenBank genome assembly. NCBI's taxonomy places the organism in Eukaryota, Metazoa, Annelida, Polychaeta, Sabellida, Oweniidae.